AUGCCUCUCGUUGUGUCAAACGUCAGCAAUGACCAGCAAGCAGACUGGUCAACAAAACUGCUCGGCAAGAAGCUAACGCAAUCAACAUCAGACACAGUGUCAUUCGCAAAGAAAGAUCUGCCCCCUUCCCACCGUGUGGUUGAACCGGGAAUGAUGAUGACGAUGGAUCAUAAACCAGAGAGGUUGAAUAUACAUGUCAACGAGGACGGAACGGUAACGAAGGUGAACUACGGCUAA
Messenger RNA from Paracoccidioides lutzii Pb01, 237 nucleotides. RefSeq lists its product as hypothetical. The transcript has 3 exons. Bases 1 to 237 code for a protein of 78 amino acids. The record is from RefSeq and is a predicted model, not a curated record.